CUUUGUGAAUGCUUAACACAAAGUGAUAUGGAGCAAUUUCUCAAGCUGGAAUGGCUACUUGCAUGGGUAGCUUCUCUUCCAACCAGACCAAAAUGGUGUUCAACAACCCUUGAAAUGACUGGGUACCCAACUAUCCAACCAAUAAACCUCAUCUGGCGCAAUGGCUUAGAGAUAGUGCAACAUCUCUUUGCAAAUCCAAUUUUUGUGAACCACAUGACAUAUGACCUGCACAUUGUGGUUGAUGGUGAUGAGUGCUGA
Molecule: messenger RNA, 258 nt
Organism: Suillus discolor
Lineage: Eukaryota; Fungi; Basidiomycota; Agaricomycetes; Boletales; Suillaceae
Exons: 2
Source: RefSeq, a predicted model, not a curated record